AUGAUCGCUAACCUUUUCAACUGUGAUCAAGGCGCGGUGGCCAUUCAUGCUGGCCCUGUACGGGGAAACGUUGACUUCCAUGCAUCCGACUCUGAUGAUGAGGCUCAGUUGAUGCAAGCUUCUGAUGAUGAUUGUUUUUUUGCUUCAGAUGAGUCUCCAGAAAACGAAGUACGGUUACCGGUGCCUGCCGCAGCAUCCAGACCAUAUAGAAAGCGAGCAUCCGACGAGGCUAGUUUUUUGGGGAAGCCAGUCUGCAGGCGAGCGCUGAGCAUGCUUUUGGGUGUGGGGCAGUCAACCUUGCAGAAUCUCCGUCAAGGUUUGCCGACAGGAACUCAGAAGCAAAGGCUGCCCAAAGCGGACAAGCACCCUCUCCUGGAGGUCUCAAUGUCCCAUAGACCCAAUGUCAAGUGGGCUGGGGUUUUGAUGUUCCUUUGGCUGGUCUACCAUUCGGAGGCAGAGUAUUUGCCAACGCACUUUCGGGCAGGAUGUGGUUCGAAUAAGUUGUCGGAGGAAGCUUUUCCGGAUCCGGUCGAUGACGACCAGUCUUUGCGCGCCGUCGAGUCGUUCAUGAAAAGUCUUCACAAACAUUAUGCAGACGUGGAAGAGCACAUGAUCGGACCUGGCUCAUUUAAAGGAGCUCGGAAGGUUUUGCCUCAUGGCAGUCGAACAGAGCUUUUCUGGAGUUACCGCGCGUGGGCAGCCGGGAGGGAGGAAGGGGCUGCUGCUUCCUUCAACACAUUCCUUCGUGUAGCGAACAAAGUGCUUCGACUUGGUGAGAAAGAUGGUGUGCUGAAGUUCAGAAAGCAAAACGAGCAUGGAGCUUGUGAUGUUUGUACUGGCCUGAAGACAAACAUCAGAAAAACAGUGCGGCAGUUUGGUGUUCACAGCACCGAGUGUGAGACUGCGCAGCGGGCGUACACCCGGCAUUUGCUGAGUCAAUGGCUCGACAGGCAAGUCUAUUGGUCCAUGAGAUCGCUGAGCCAGGCUUGGUUUAAGCAAUCCAUCGAAUUUGGGCACCGAGCUCUGAUUUCCUCUGUGGCUACAGCUGCGGUGACUGUGAUCCAAGACGGCAUGGACCAGUCAAAAUUCAAGGUUCCGAGAACAAGGAUGGCGCCAAGCAAGCUUUUCCAGAGACUGUUUCGGCCGACUUUGCACGUUGCAGCUUCUUGGCUACAUGGCCAAGCAAUCUACAUCUACGUAGCUGACGAAGAUACCAAGAAGGAUGGCUCUGCUCAGCUGGAAAUGCUGUCGCGAACCUUGAAUUCUAUUGCAGACAAUAUGCCAAUGGGUCAUGAAGAUGUGGAUCAGGUCUUCUCGCAGCAAGCAGCAUUCAUAAGCCGCCACACAUUCGAUUCCGCAUGUGGCCUAGUGGAUUUGCUGGAUAGCAGCUUCCGUUCGUCUGACGACGGUGAACGUGAGAGGAAGCGACACACUUCCCAUGGUGGCCGCGUGCAGGUACACUGCAUCAAAUUGGACGAAGUCGCACAGUGGAGGCAGUGGGUCGCAAUGGCACGCUUACGAAUCAAAGGUUUGAGACAUGUGCACCAAUUGAGGUUUGCAUUGCGCGAAGAUUUGAGCCCCGCAUCCUUUGGGCAGUGCAGGGUUGAAGAGAUUUCUGGGUCAGCACCUUCCGGAAAAGAUGUUUUGCUUCUGGCGAAGCGAUGGAUGUCGGACCCAGAGCCCUUUCGUGUGGUCUGUUUGAUGCCAGCAGCCACUUGUGGUGUGCUCCGUGCGUCUUUUGCACAACCCGGCGGUGUCGAGGAUCGUCGACCCAUUGCACCCAAAGUUCAGAAAAACAUAUGCCGGCUCAGCCACGAGCGCAUGAGACAAGGAGACAUCUCCGCCGAUGCGUGUGCAUACCUGACGCAGUGGUGUAGCGGUGAGCUCGCUCGCAAACCCAGGCCCUGCAGGUAUCCGUUUCUGGAGGUCCGGCGUGGUGAUGUUCCAGCUGCCGAGCGGGUCAUUUGGGCAGGCGCAGGCCGCGACCGCCAUAUCAAUCUCAAGCGGGACGAUCAGGACAGGAUCCUAGGGUUGCGCGAAUAA
Symbiodinium sp. CCMP2592 is the source of this 2043-nucleotide messenger RNA. Lineage: Eukaryota; Dinophyceae; Suessiales; Symbiodiniaceae. The record is from the annotation of a GenBank genome assembly.